This is a messenger RNA of Pocillopora damicornis (cauliflower coral), 2034 nucleotides long. RefSeq lists its product as uncharacterized. The record is from RefSeq and is a predicted model, not a curated record. NCBI's taxonomy places the organism in Eukaryota, Metazoa, Cnidaria, Anthozoa, Scleractinia, Pocilloporidae.
UCCUGUAGUGUGAAAUUAAGUCUCAGAACAUUGAUUUGGCUUGGAACUAAUUCGUUUAUUAGUAGACGUAAAAUUUAAAAUUAUAGAAUGUCUGACAGACCUCCACUGGAAUCCUUUUUAAAAUGGAAAUUGAGCAUCGAAAGCCCCUCUUUAAAUUAUGCUGCAAAGGCAGUCACAAAAAAUGUCAUUGUGGCAGUGGAUAUUCCCUAUCCAUUGAUAAAGGCUUGGCAUGAAUUCCUGGGGUUGCAGAAGAAGGUUAGAAAGACAGCUGCUGUGGCAAGUCAGCCUAAUCAGUCAGCAUCAACUAGCAGUGAUCUAAGUCCUGCAGCAGUCCAGGAAUACACCUAUGUUGACCUUUUUGAGUAUUGUAUUCCUCAUCAUACCUUUGCCAUAACUGCUGAUGAGCAAAUACGAAAAGAAGUAAACAAUACCCUUGCAAAAAUUGCUGGAAUGGUCCAGAAUUUAUAUGCAAAGGCCAAAGGAGGUAGCAAGAGAGAGGAACUUAACUCAAAAGUGAGAAGAUUCCACAUUUUUGAAGGACAAACACUUUCAGUAACUUGCUUGAGGGAAGAAACUGAGGCUAUUAGAGAUGAACUGGAGGAGUGGAAGCAGAAUUACCAGCAUCUUGAAGCAGAGAGUAAACAGCUAUUUGCAGAAAUGUAUUUAGCCAUUCAAGAGAAGGAACAAAGUUUGUCUAACCUUCAGUCAAAGAAUGAAGAACUCCAACAUUACUUCGAGAAAAUUGAAAAUUCAGACAAAACUUAUGUGGGGAAAGAUAUAUCAGAGGUGAAGAAGAAGUCUCGCACUUUAAAGGAAUUUAUGUGUAGAGCCAAAACUGCUUUGUGGUUUGCAAAGUCAUUUGGACUGGAACUAGAGUCAAUGACUAUGAAUGAGCAAAAGACUGGCAUCAGUCACACAGUAAUGGCUGAAGACCAGAUGUCAAAUUACAAUGGGAACUCAAAUGCAUUUGACUCACUGUCUGAAGAGGAGAAGUCCAAAGUAGAAAAGGUGCUAUUUUUAUUAGAUAAAUUUUGUGUUGGAGACAACUUUUAUCAUGAGCUUACAAUGGUAGUUGAUGGCUUGCCAAAGUCAUACCUUGUAAAGCAAAGGAGAAGUCAGAUGAAUGACAUCUGUCAUAUCACCUCCACCCCCGGUGAGACGGAAGGGGCACAGACAUCAUUCACUGACCUUCUGAGAGACAGGGUUCAAGACUAUGUGGCAAGCCAUCCACAUGUGGAUCAUGUACAAAUCAAAAUUUCAGGGGAUGGGGCGAGAAUGACCAGAAAUUCUAGUUUCAUACUUAUGAGUUUUGCCCUACUCCAUUCAGAUGAUGAAGUUAUGGCAGCAAAAGGUAACCACACCAUAGCUGUUGUGAAGGGUAAAGAACACUACAAUACCUUAAGGCAGUCAUUUGAAGAUGUCUUCAAGGACAUCAAUUCUCUUAUAAGUAAGAAGAAAAUAGAAGUGGGUGGCAAAUCAAUUAAUUUGGAAUUUUUCCUAGGGGGCGAUUACAAAUUCAUUUUACUUGUGAUGGGUUUGAAGGGUGCUACCUCACACUAUGCAUGUGUAUGGUGCAAAAUACACAAAGACAUGAGGUGGGACACAAGCUUCAAUUUAGACCAUUAUCAAUCUCCAGAUCUAAGGAGAACUCUUACAGAGAUGUUUGAACUAGUAAAGAAAAAGAAACAAAAUGACAAAUAUUGCUGUGAACAUGAGCCUCUACUUCAUAUAGAGCUCGAUCAUGUAGUGUUGGAUGAACUGCACCUUCUAUUAAGGAUUUCAGAUGUUCUCAUAGAAAAUUUGGUUCGGGAUGCCUUAGACUGGGACAGAAGCAAAAACUGGGACAAGAGGAAAUGUCAACAAAAAAAUGAACACCUAAAAAAUUUGCAGGCAGCAAUUCGAUCAUGUGGGGUCUCCUUUGACAUAUGGGAAAAAACAAAUGCUGAUGGGAAAGGGUCUGGGCAAUACGAUUUUACUAGCCUCUUGGGGUCAGACAAGAAAAAAUUGCUUAAUGAACUUCCAACCAAACUCAAU